AUGGAUAAUGAUCUAUUCUUUAUAACAUUUAGAAAUGUAUAUCUCUUUAAAUGUAUAUUUAAUCAAAUACCUCAAAUACACAAGACAUUGGGUAAGAAGAUAUCAUAUGGAUUUAAAGAUGUAUUGUUUGAAUGGGCAUCAAAGAAUGGGUAUGAUAGGUUGGUAAUUGAAAAGUUUAGAUUGUAUCCACAAUCAUUUGUGGAUCAAAUGAAGUACAAACCAAAGAACACUGCGAUAGUAGAUACCAUACUACGAAACAAGUACUUUGUUUUAGAUGAUUAUAAAAAGGUACUCGGUAUUGCCAUGGAAAUAUAUUGUGAUGUCAAGUUGUUGAAUCGACUGGCAUACAAUCAUCAAUGGUAUAGAGAAGAUGCAUGCAAGUUGAUUGAAGCUAUUGAAUAUACUAAAAGUCAAUUAGCUGUUAAAAUGCGACAAGAAGAAGAGAUCAUCUUUUUGUACAGCAACGAGAUUGUCAUUGCAACCAUUCAAUCCAAUAAUCUACAAGCUGUACAAUAUUUACUCGAAAAACUAUCAUAUGCUUUCAAAUACCCAUACAACCUUUAUCCCCAAUCCAUUGUACAGUGCGCAACUGAACAACCAUCAACCCAACGAGACAGUACACUCAUUUUAGAGUAUCUCGUCAAAAAGUACAAAGAUCAAAUCGACUCAUCCCUUUUUAAAUUCGAUUGGAUUGCAAUGCAUGGGAAUUACAAGGUUAUCAAGAUAUUGUUAGACAAUGGCAUAGAAAUAGCACAAGAACAAAUAACACCUAAAAUAGUAGAGAUUGCAUGUCAUGAUGGAAAAUAUGACUAUGUUGUCUAUCUACUGGACAAAUUUAAGGGAAUAUGUCUAUCUUCAUCACUGGUACUUACAAUGGCUGCUAAAAGUAGUAAUUUAACAUUAUUAAAAUAUUUGUAUGAAAACAUAAACAUUGAUUGUGGACCACUUGAAGUAAUGCUUCCAGAGUUUAUAAAAUAUGAUGGCAAGGAUAAACUUUAUUAUAUUUCAUACCCAGAUCCUACCAAAACCUAUUUCUAUCAACGAUACAAAGAUGAUAUAAACAACCACGACCAUGACCAUGACCAUGAAUAUCAAUUAAAAAAGUAUCAAAAGAUGAUUGAUUACCUCAAUAGUAUAUACACCAAAGAAUCUAUACAAUUCUUUGGAGAUCAAAUGAAUCAAUGUACAACAACCAUUUAUUACUCAAAUGCUAUGCAAAUGCACAAAAUGUUUGGUAAAUCAUCUUGGAUAUCAAAAAUUAUAUACAAUUUUCCAGAACUUGAAUAA
Messenger RNA from Cavenderia fasciculata, 1287 nucleotides. RefSeq lists its product as uncharacterized. The transcript is spliced from 2 exons. Lineage: Eukaryota; Evosea; Eumycetozoa; Acytosteliales; Cavenderiaceae. The record is from RefSeq and is a predicted model, not a curated record. Bases 1 to 1287 code for a protein of 428 amino acids.